GCACCAAAUGUAAAAAUAUAUGAGGAAAUUUCAAAUUUCUUUUGAGUUUGACAAGCAGUAAAAGUCAGCUAAUCUCUUAAACAUAAUCUAAAUUGGAGAAGAAAGUUCAAUAAACUUCAAAAUGCAGCUCACCUACCACCUAACCAAUCCGAUCUUCGUAUGCUUCCUACAACGCUAACAAAAAAGCGCGCCAAGCUUGUAGCUAAGUACUCUCGUCCCGAGGAGCGGUACACUGAUAGUGACUCUAAUACAAACUCCUAUAUCUCGCUGUCUGGUUCAUUCAAUCAACGCAUGUUCACGCCACAAUCAUUUCCCUGAAAACAACACAUUUCUUUCAAUUCAGUUUAAUUACAGCUACCAUCGCAGUUAGUCGCACUCGUCGUCGUCGUCGUCAACGUCGCCGCUGUUCAUGCUUUCUUUCGAUAGUUCGACGAUACAGAAUCGUUCUUACCGCGAACAACGAGAAACACACUGCACUCGUCGUCAGCCAGUGUUUACGACUGGCUGUCGGGCUUCGGACAGUAGUGGGUUAUUUUGCGACCUCAUUCGACGAUCUACCAUGCCGUUGUUGAGCAUCGUUGGCGGCCGCCGGUGUGGACCGUGAUGUGUGAGAAAAGUUUUCUCCGCGAGUGCUGGUUGACCAGAUUGAAUUCAAUUAGUGUUCAAUAAUUGAAGUGACUGGUGCUGAAUGCUGUUGCACUGCUGGCGGAAGUCCAUCUGUGAAGGGACUACUGGAAAAGAGUAAAAAACCUUUUUGAUUGACAAAUUGUUUGGUGGCAGAGUUGUUUUAGGUAGGGCGCAUGCGUCCGGUGUCGAUCCGAUCCUGAAAUAGAUUCAUUCAUUUCGCACAUCCGUGCUUCAUAGUAAGACAGGCCGCGCCGCCAGUCUGAGGCGUGAAUUUCGUGUUUUGUGCUGUCGUGAAAGUAGUGCAUGCUGAAUCUGGUCGUAGGUGGUUGCAAAAAUGCCGAAAUCGGAAGAUGACAUUGAUCUUGACGGAGUGCUGAACGAGAUAGGGCAAUUCGGACGUUUUCAAAUACGACAGUAUGGAUUGAUGGUGAUUCCGAUUAUUCUGAAUGCGUUCUUCACACUCAGCUACGUUUUUACGGCGGGGAAUUUGAAUUACAGAUGUGAGGUACCAGGAUGUGAUAAUGGACCAAACGCGGUUUACCACCCGGGAUGGUUGAACAAUACAGUUCCAUUCAAGCAUGGAAUCCCAGCACAAUGCGAACGGUUUCGGCCGAUAAGCAACGCGAGCUUAGAUAACCUCUUGUGCGACGCUGAUGAAUUCGAUCAGACGAGCAUCAUCGGCUGCGACAGCUUUAUCUACGAAGAUGACGAAGUCACAAUCGUAAAUGAUUUUAACAUCACUUGUCCUAAUAACGAUUGGAAGCUAACGCUUGUGGGGACUAUAAACAAUGUAGGGCAGUUUGUGGCGCUUCCGAUCGCGGGAUACAUAUCUGAUCGUUUUGGAAGACGUUUAGUACUUCUUCUUAGUGUGGCCGGCAGUGCCAUUUUCGGCGUGAUCCGAUCGUUUGCAGCGAGUUAUGAAAUGUUCAUCGCCUUAGAAUUCCUGGACCCCCUGAUCGGCUCUACAAUGUACACAACCGCUUUCGUAUUGGCCUUGGAACUGGUUGGACCCAAAAUGCGAGUUACCGGCAACAACAUCAUAUCAUGUGCAUUCUCGUUUGCUGAAGCUGGUCUUGGACUGCUAGCAAUGCUGCUCAAAAACUGGAGACAUUUGCUAAGAGCUUUGUACAUACCCGGCAUAGUAUCAUUGCCAUUCCUGUGGAUGACUACAGAAAGCGUUCGAUGGUUGCUGUCCAAGGGUCAACGGGAAAAAGCAUUCGACGUUCUGAAAAAAGCAGCAAAAAUGAACGGCAAAACCCUGUCACCAGCUGCGAUUGACAGCUUCUGCCCGGUAAGCGAUAACGAAUCAAGAUCCGAGAUGCUAGAAAACAACAAUUUCUUCAACUUGCUGACGAAUGCGUUCAAGAAUCGCCGAUUGAUACUCCGAGUAGCGAACUGCUCGUUCUGUUGGCUGACGAACGUGCUCGUUUAUUUCGGGCUUAGUUUGAACUCCGUCACGUUGGCGGGUGACAAAUAUCUCAACUUUAUCUUGGUAUCCUUGGUUGAGCUGCCCGGCUUUCUGAUCAUGCAGUUGAUCCUUGAUCGAGUAGGUCGUAGAAUUACGCUUUGUACCACUAUGAUACUUUGUGGACUGUUUUGUUUCCUUUCGGAGUUCAUACCAACAGGAAAUCACUGGCUCAGUCUGAUCCUAUUUUUGGUCAGCAAAAUGGCUAUCACCAUGUCUUUCGGCACCCUCUACAUUUACACGGUGGAAAUCUUCCCUACCAACCUCCGGCAGAGUCUCCUUUCCGUAUGCUCAAUGUUCGGUCGAAUCGGUUCUAUGGUUGCACCGCAAACACCCCUCCUAGCUAAAAUCUGGGCCCCGCUACCGAUGGUCAUAUUCGGAAGCAUUGGUAUUGCAUCCGGCCUGGCGAUUCUAGAGUUCCCUGAAACGCUCAAUACUCAACUGCCAAACACGGUCGAGGAAGCAAUGAACAUGAAAACCGAAGACGAAGGCAACAAAGGCAGGGAGCGACUUGCUUAACAGAAACAUUACUACACAACCGAUGACCUGUUUUAGUAAGUACAAAAUGUCAAGCAAUUGGUAAAAAUACAAUAUUUUUUGAAAAAAAAAAAGAAAUGGUUAACUUACGGUGUAUCACAAUCCAUUUGUUUAUUUUGAUAAGGAUGCGACAU
Aedes albopictus (Asian tiger mosquito) is the source of this 2763-nucleotide messenger RNA. Its product is annotated as solute carrier family 22 member 4. The coding region runs from base 962 to 2611 and encodes 549 amino acids. Gene Ontology annotation, biological process: transmembrane transport. The transcript has 3 exons. Gene Ontology annotation, molecular function: transmembrane transporter activity. Gene Ontology annotation, cellular component: membrane. NCBI's taxonomy places the organism in Eukaryota, Metazoa, Arthropoda, Insecta, Diptera, Culicidae. The record is from RefSeq and is a predicted model, not a curated record.